Raphanus sativus (radish) is the source of this 1383-nucleotide messenger RNA. RefSeq lists its product as uncharacterized. NCBI's taxonomy places the organism in Eukaryota, Viridiplantae, Streptophyta, Magnoliopsida, Brassicales, Brassicaceae. The coding region runs from base 287 to 1225 and encodes 312 amino acids. The record is from RefSeq and is a predicted model, not a curated record. The transcript is spliced from 3 exons.
AGGCGACACUUUUUUUCAUCGGAGAGUUUCCGAAGGAAUUCGAGGUCUGGCGGCUCCUUCUUUCUUCUCCGAUCAACCGUCCCGAUCUGUUGCCCGUAAUGAUUUUGGCGCGUUAUUAGAAGUCCCGAUAUCUUACUUUACACACACACUCGAGGUCUCCUCGUGGUCGAUCUAGGGUUUCCGCGAGAUCUGAGAUUUACAUCUUUGUUGGUCCCGUUUUGAUUCCGAAGUCCAUCUUCUUCGCAUCCAAAUAUACUUUGGUGUAGUUUGUCCCUAAUAUCGUAAGAUGUCUCGGUGCUUCCCGUUCCCGCCACCUGGCUAUGUACUGAACGGGAUCCGCGAUGAGGCUCUGAUCGAAUCGAUCAAGAAGGCAGAGGAGAAAGCUAAGAAAGAACAUAGGAGGAAGGAGAGGAAAAAAGAGAAAAAGGAUAAGAAAGAGAAGAAGGAGAAAAAGAGGAAGGAGAGGGGAGGGGAAGGUGAAAGCGAAAAACACUCUCAUAAGAGAAGGCGCAAAGAAGAAGUUGCUAAAGAUGGCAAGAACAUUGAAAGUGAGAAUGGCUGUUUUGAGAAGAGCAGUCUUACUGUAGAACGCGACCUGCUUCAGUCCACGUCUCAGAACUCUUGUGAUAGCACUCUUAACAGCAAUGAGCUACCUAAGCAGCCACAUCGCAACAACAACGACUCUGAAAGCAUCAUUCGGAUUCGGGUGCCUAUCCGAAGGCAGAAUGAUCCUGAGGUGAUGAUGACCACCAACAAGGAUCAACAAAAACCAUGUCCUUCCCGGGAAGUGAAGUUGGAUACCGUGAAGAUUGUUAUUAGAGAGCAGCCGCAACAUCUUUGUUCCACUUCAAAGCCACAUGAAGAGAAGAAAAAAGACCAAAUUUUAAAAACGAAACCCAUCAAGGAGAAGAAAUCGUCGUCCACUUCUGACCCUUCAAGCGGCCUAUGCAGGUUUUGCCCGCCAUCAUUGGCGGUGCAAUUCUUGAACGUAGUUGAGAAUUGGGUUCCUAACACGAUCGAGAGAAGUGUAGAGCUGACCAACUAUGAAGAUGAUGAAUGUUGGUGGUUCUUGAAGAAGCCAAGUAGCCACAAGUUUGGCACAGAAAGAUGCAAACAACUUAAUAAUGAGACAAAGCAAGUCGUAAGCAGUUCAAUGGCGUGGCCAUGUGCUCGCCUUUUACCAGAAGCUGAUGUCCACGCCUUACCUUACACCGUCCCUUUCUGAUACGAGCAGGAAGAAGAAUUUCUUAACAAGGAACUUGGUCGAGAUAAUCCGUGUGCUGGAGUCGGACCAAACAUUUUUUGAUUUGGCCUUAAAAAGGUCUAAGGUUGAACACUGUUUGUUAUACUUUGCGGUUGCUUAAUAUAGUAAGAUUAGUACUA